Messenger RNA from Cyclospora cayetanensis, 609 nucleotides. RefSeq lists its product as uncharacterized. The transcript has a single exon. NCBI's taxonomy places the organism in Eukaryota, Apicomplexa, Conoidasida, Eucoccidiorida, Eimeriidae. The record is from RefSeq and is a predicted model, not a curated record. The coding region runs from base 1 to 609 and encodes 202 amino acids.
AUGGCAUCGAACCCAGUCCUGGGAGACACUACCCCUCGGCGGCUCGGCCUUAGUGCCUUUAUGCGGCAGCGACUAGGUCCCUGUUUUCCCGUUCACAUGAGCGCAUGCCUUCCUUUCCUUAAAAAGUCCAAGCAGCACCUUGCAACUCCUGAGCCGGAUCAGUUGCAUGUAGUUCCUCCGCGCACCACAGGAGACGCCGCAACAGAGGGCGAAGGGAGACUCAAUCCUUCCAUCUGCCAAAACGCACCUGUGGCAGCACAAACACCUAUCAACCCAAGUGUGCAUCAAGAAACAAAAAUAUCUGAGAUAUCUGCUGCAAAAGCAGGGAAGGAAGCAGCUGGUAGAGGCAUCCAAAGCACCCACUCGUCACCCACUGUUAUUCCUGCUUCAGCUACAUUGCCGGAUAUAUCCUUGGACGCUUCGCAUCAGCAGGCCAUUACUGAGGAGCAAAUGCAGCUACAGCUGCGUGAACUGCAGCGGUCUAUUGCCAAAUGGUCGGCCAAACUCGUUGCAGCUCAAGCAGCAGCAGCAGCAGAACUGCAGCAGCUACUUAGAAGAGCAGAAGUUGCCGCGCUGCUUCAGGAACAAGAUACAGCAACAUGCAAAUAG